Molecule: messenger RNA, 2670 nt
Organism: Aedes albopictus (Asian tiger mosquito)
Lineage: Eukaryota; Metazoa; Arthropoda; Insecta; Diptera; Culicidae
Exons: 3
Coding region: 1-2670 (889 amino acids)
Source: RefSeq, a predicted model, not a curated record
AUGGAGGAAACGAAGAAUGCCACCGUAACAGUCCAUCGUAAGCUGACAUCAUCAACGUUGUUCCGAGUAUUACCGGUGACACUUUAUGGAAGCAAAGGAAAAGUUGACACGUUCGCCUUUCUAGAUGACGGAUCCUCGGUAACCAUGGUGGACCAAUCGACUGCAGAGGCGCUUGGACUUGAAGGAAAACCAGAAACCUUGUGCAUCAAUUGGACCGGAGGAAUACAAAAAAAACUGUGUGCGCAGCAAGUGGCGAUAGAUGUUUCAGCGGUCGGCAGCGACAAACGGUUUAAAGCAUCUGAAGUGUACGUGGUCGAGAACUUAGGAUUACCCGAGCAAACAAUCGAGUUUCAGGAAAUGGAAAAGCAUUUCGCCUACCUCAAGGGAUUACCGCUGCGUGAAGGACGAGUAGGUGAACCAAUAGCCACGAAAACCCACAUUGGAUGGACUGUAUACGGAAGCUUACGUGGGGGAGUCGAUCAACUCCCGCACCGUCAAAUGCACAUCAAUGCGACUCCUACUGAUGAUGAUCUGCACUCGUACGUCCAAGAUUUCUUCGCAUUAGAAAGUCUGGGGAUUUCUGUAGCACAAGUAACAGAUACAAUAGAAGAUCAAAGAGCCCGCAAGAUCUUAGAGGAAACGACAAGGCGUACCGACAGCGGAAGGUUUCAAACGGGUUUGCUUUGGAAAAACUACUGUGUCCAAUUUCCGGAUAGCGAACCGAUGGCUAGAAAACGAUUCACGUGUCUAGAGAAGCGACUUAGUAGAGAUCCAGAACUGUACAAUACAGUUCAUCAACAGAUAGCGGAGAUGCAGGCAAAGGGCUAUACCCAUAAAGCAACUGCUCAAGAGUUGGCAGAGUUCGAGCGCCAACGGUCUUGGUAUCUGCCACUGGGAGUGGUACUACAUCCUAAUAAGCCAGGAAAAGUGAGGCUUAUCUGGGACGCGGCCGCCAAGGUUCAGGGAGUGUCACUGAAUACGGAGUUAUUGAGCGGCCCGGAUCUACUAGCGCCACUGUUGGGAGUAAUGUUCGGAUUCCGCGAGAGACAGGUGGCUAUAUGCGCGGAUAUCAUGGAAAUGUUCCAUCAAAUAGUGAUUCGAAAGGAAGAUCGCCCCGCACAGCUGUACAAGUGGAGGGACUCGCCGAAUUUGCCGAUGGAAACCAUGGUGAUGGACGUUGCAAUUUUCGGCGCAACUUGUUCCCCGGCCCUUUCGCAGUUCGUGAAGAACAAGAACGCCGACGAACACAAGGAAACACACCCUAGAGCAGCCGAAGUUAUAAAAAAGAAACACUAUGUCGACGAUUAUCUCGAUAGUCUCGAUACAGCGCAAGAAGCCGUGGAGUUAACUCUAGAAGUGGCAAAGGUUCAUGCUGCUGGAGGUUUUUUCAUUCGAAACUGGAUCUCGAAUGAUCACUCAGUACUGAAGCGAAUCGGAGAGACGAAUCCCAAAACAGUGAAAAGUUUCGUUGGAGAGGGUCAAUCUGAACGUCUGCUGGGAAUCGCCUGGCUACCAGAAGCGGAUAUUUUCACCUUCACACUCAAUUUUCGCCACGAUAUACGAGCUUUGAUCGAAAACGUACUGGUACCGACCAAACGCGAAAUGCUACGAGUAGUGAUGAGCGUUUAUGACCCGCUUGGACUUGUAUCGGCAUUCGUCAUUCAUGGGAAGAUCCUCAUCCAAGACGUCUGGAGAACCGGAAUCGACUGGGAUCACAAAGUUCCUCAAGACGUGUUUAGUCGAUGGAAGCUAUGGUUGGAGAUUCUGCUGAAGAUGGGUGACGUUAGCAUUCCUCGGUGCUAUUUCCCAGGGUACGAUCCAAUCAGCUACCGCUCCCUACAGUUGCACAUAUUUGUAGAUGCGAGCGAACAGGCAUUUGCCGCCUGUGCAUACUUCCGUAUCGUCGACAAAGGAAGGAUUCGUUGCUGUUUGGUUGCAUCGAAAACAAAGGUAGCGCCGCUCAAGCCAUUAUCGAUCCCUCGUCUAGAACUGAUGGCAGCGGUAAUAGGAGCACGGUUGAAGAAGACAAUCAUCGAGAAUCAUUCGCUGGAAAUUCAACAGACGUUUCUUCAUAGUGAUGCCGGAACCGUCCUUUCGUGGAUCCGGUCGGAUCCGCGCCGUUAUCGACAGUUCGUGGCGUUCCGCAUUAGUGAAAUUCUGAGCUUUUCAACGGCGGAAGAAUGGCGUUGGGUCCCAACGAAGAUCAACGUUGCUGAUGAGGCCACCAAGUGGGGAAGGGGUCCUUCAUUCGAACCAGAUAGCAGAAUCAUGAAAGGACCACUGUUUCUGUACGACGAUGAACAAGAAUGGCCCAAGGAUUGUCGAGGCGAAUCUGACACCUAUCCGGAUGAAGUAGCCACGCUGAAGUACAACAUUCAAACCGUCAACAACCCGAAGAGGCUGGAGAAGAGAAGUCCACUUGCGAAACUGUCGCCGGUAAUGGAUGAUGAUGGAGUUCUUCGUAUAGAUGGCCGAACUGCUCACAGUGAAUACGUAUCCCACGAUGCGAAGUAUCCGAUUAUUCUCGCGAAGCAACACGCCGUAACAGCACUACUGCUAGACUGGUAUCAUCGCAGAUUUCGCCAUGCCAAUAACGAGACUGUAGUCAACGAGGUUGAGAAAUCAAGUUCGAGCAGCGAGGAAGCGAUGUAUGUGGUGCAAGGUGUAUAA